Messenger RNA from Dioscorea cayenensis subsp. rotundata (Guinea yam), 387 nucleotides. RefSeq lists its product as uncharacterized. Bases 1 to 387 code for a protein of 128 amino acids. The record is from RefSeq and is a predicted model, not a curated record. Lineage: Eukaryota; Viridiplantae; Streptophyta; Magnoliopsida; Dioscoreales; Dioscoreaceae. The transcript has a single exon.
AUGAAGGAAGCACAGAAAAAGCGGAAGUACCAGUUAAAUGAAUUGGAGAAGUACAGAUUGAAUGCAUAUGAGAAUACACUCUUAUACAAAGAGAAAAUGAGAAGGAUGCAUGAUGACCAUCUCAGGAAAGAGAAACAAUUUCAAAUUGGAGAACAAGUUCUCCUCUUCAACUCAAGAUUGAAGCUUUUUUCUGGAAAACUCAAAUCUUGUUGGUUAAGUCCCUACACGGUCACACAGACAUUUCCUCAUGGUGCUAUCGAAAUCUUCCAUCCCACUAAAGGAAAGUUUAAGGUCAGCGGUCAUCGGUUGAAGCAUUAUGAAAUUAGAGAGGGAGUUCCUCACUCUACAAAUUGUGGUGCAGUGUUGCUACAUGAACCCCCCGGUUAA